Molecule: messenger RNA, 805 nt
Organism: Hypomesus transpacificus
Lineage: Eukaryota; Metazoa; Chordata; Actinopteri; Osmeriformes; Osmeridae
Gene: ssna1
Product: Sjogren syndrome nuclear autoantigen 1
Exons: 3
Coding region: 261-605 (114 amino acids)
Cellular component (GO): ciliary basal body; centrosome
Source: RefSeq, a predicted model, not a curated record
UUGUAAGUUGUCGUAGAAACGAGCUAAAUGGAGGGAGUUUGAAGCAUUGAGCGUACCGCCACUGACUUGGUUUGUGUCAAUCUUUGCUCUAAGGAGCCUGCACGUUAACUGAUUUGACCACGGGAAAACAUUUUCAUUGACAUUCACCAGUCACCACUGUUAUUGUAGAAAAUAGCGCCAGCCAACUCAACAAAAAAGAGGUGCAUGUGCGCGGGCAAGUGACUCAAAAAGUUGCCAAACCGUGUAAACUUAACAACAUCAUGACCCAACAAGGAGCAGCUCUACAGACCUACAACAAUGAACUUGUAAAAUGUAUCGAGGAGCUGUGCUCCAAGCGUGACGAGCUGAACCGUCAGAUCCAGCAGGAGGAGGAGGAGAAGACUCGUCUGCAGCACGACGUCCGCGUCCUCACGGAGAAGCUGAGCCGCGUCAACGAGAGCCUCGCACGCCGCCUCACCGCCCGCGCCGACUUCGACCGCACCAUCGCAGAGACGGAGGCAGCCUACAUGAAGAUCCUUGAGAGCUCCCAGACUCUGCUCAGCGUGCUGAAGAAGGAGACGGGGACCCUGAGCAAAACCACCGAACCUCGAGCGAAGGACCACUGAGCAGGUCGGGCGACCCCUGACCCUGACACACCCUCUCUCUCACCUCCUUCUCUUCCUCUUCUCAUCUAUUGUCCUGUGGACUGUUUGUAAGAUAUUUAUGUGGUAUUGCUUUGAAUUUUUGAAUGUGUCUGAAUGCUGCCCUUACUCGCACACUUUUGUAUACAUUUGAAUUAUUUUAAUAAAGAUUAUCUGUGAAUGAA